UGUAAAACAAAAUUUAGGCUAUUUUAUAAUAGAGAGCCCGAGACAUAUACUUUUCAUCACAAUGAGACUUUUUCUCUUAAAUUUUAUAGUCAAAUGCAAGUUCUUGAGAGAAUAAUUACAAAUGAAUGUUUAAAUUAGAGCCUGAAUUCGAUAUGGACACUAUUGAUCAUUUUCGGCUGCUUAAAAAGGCUAGACACAUACCAAGGACAAAAGAAAGGUUCCUCAGAAACAACUGCAAAAGCAGCUUUUCAUAAGCUGUUUUUUCAAUGUCAGGCUGGAUCAAGGCAAGGUCACUUUCUGCCAUUACAAUGAACCCAACAAAGACCACAAUUAGCAUAAUCACUUGCCUACAAAGAGAGACCUCCUCUAUAAAGCCUAGUGAUUAUCGGUACCCAUCACAAUGUCCUCCUGUCUUUAUGCUACACUCUACUGAUUUGCAGGCAACAACCGUCUUAAAACAAGCAUAGAGAAUAUCGUCGUAUAAGAAAAGCUUAAUUAAUACCUCAUGCCUUGGAUAUUCGAAUAUGUGCUUGGGCUAACUUCAUAGACGCUAAGCUUGGAUUCACCACUCACCCAAUAUUCUUUUCAUUUCCUGCUUUAUAUGCAGCAUUGAUGUCAUGGAAUUCAUUUCUGAAAGUUCUUUUUCUAAGAAAUUUCAUUUCAUUUUCUGCAGCCUCCCUUUAGUAUUUCCUUUCUCAUCAGGAUUUCAUUUCAUGAGAUCUCAAAGCUAAAUAGAUACUGUUGCUGUUUUUCUCUUCUCAGUUAGAUCACAUAGGUCCUGGUUUAUGUUAUAUACUAAAGAAUAUUUUGAGACUACCACAUGAAUAAACCAUAGAAAAAACUGGAUUUUUAAUCAUUUUAUUUCCUCUGAUAUGUUCUUUGAGAACAAGAUCAUCCAGACAAGUUUUAGUGCGAACUCUUCAAUAAUCUGCUUAAAUCAUGUCUAUAGAAGCUCAACCUCAAAAAGUAGUGGUGGUCCAAGAUGCAUCGAGGGAUGUUAGCCCGACCGCAAUCAGAUGGCUACUUAAAAACUUUUCAUUUAAGGCAGGAGAUGUUCUGAUACUCUUUGGAGUUCUUCACCAGGUUAAUAAUCCUAUGGGGUACAAGGUUAAGGUGGACUCGAGUUCGAUCUUUGGGGUGAAUCCAAAAUAUAUUCAAGAAGAAGUUGACAGGAAGAAAAAAGAGUACUCUACCAAUGUAGAAAUUAUGAGAAUUUCUAAGCACUGCGAAGUGGAACAGAUUGAAUUUCAUAUAGAGGUACGUCCAGGACAUACUCCAAAGGUGGUUGCUCUGAAAGCUGCAAGAACUUUGAAGGCCACAUGGGUUGUACUUGACAGGCAAAUGAAGAAAGACAAGAAAUAUUUCAUGGAGAGGCUCCAAUGUGGGAUAUCAAGGAUGAAGCGCGACAACACUGCUGAAGUAUUGAGAGGACCAAAAGCAAGAGUAAACCCAAUAACACCCCCAGUCCCAGAAAGAAGAAUGCAGACCAAAAUUCAAGUGACAUAUGAUGAAAUGAUACCAGGAAGCCCAAGGAAAAGAAUCGCUUCCCAGAAUCACUUGACACCACCAAACUUCAGCUCAGGCAAAGAAGUGUAUGUUGAUCACAGUGAAGAAAUCCCCCACGGAAGCUAUAGCCAGUUGACUCCUUUUUCCAAGUCCUCAAGUGAUCUGGUUAUGACAACUACUGCUUCAAGUCUAACUGAUACAACGUACUCCUUCAAUUAUCAAGAAGAAGAGUAUACAAAUACAGAACGAGAAACUGGCGGAGAGCGAUCCCCAUUUUCGAAUGCGGAGAACAUCACUCAUCGGGGAGGUCAAAAAGAGGUGAAUCCAGAGAGCCCAAAUGAACUGAAGCAGAAUAGGAAGUAUGAUGAUUGGAUGGGAGGGGGUCCAACAGAUGAAAUGUUCCAAAAUUCCGUUUGCUCAAUUUGCAAUAACAGGAGACCAAAGAUUGGAUGGAAGAAAGACUUCACUUAUGCAGAGCUCCAUGCUGCUACUGAGGGAUUUUGCUACAAGAAUUUCCUAUCUGAAGGUGGUUUUGGUUCUGUCUACAGAGGAGAGCUUGGUGGGCUGAAGAUAGCUGUAAAGCAACACAAAAGUGCUAGCUUCCAAGGAGAGAAGGAAUUCAAGUCUGAAGUUAAUGUACUAAGCAAAGCAAGAAAUGUAAAUUUGGUGAUGCUUUUAGGUUCAUGUUCUGAAGGAAGUCACAGGCUGCUUGUUUAUGAAUAUGUCUGCAACGGUUCAUUGGAUCAGCAUCUAUCAAAACAUAGCCGCAGACCACUCACUUGGGAAAAGAGGAUGAAAAUAGCUUUGGGAGCUGCAAAAGGCUUAAAAUAUCUGCAUGAUAACAACAUCAUCCACAGAGAUAUGAGGCCAAACAACAUCCUCAUAACCCAUGAUCAUGAAGCACUGCUUGGAGAUUUUGGUCUUGCAAGAACUCAACAUGACGAUUCAGAUCACUCAUGGGAGACCAGAGUCGUAGGAACUCUGGGAUACUUGGCACCAGAAUAUGCAGAAUGUGGGAGAGUAUCAACCAAGACAGAUGUUUAUUCUUUUGGGGUGGUGCUAUUGCAGCUGAUCACUGGACUCAAGACUACAGACAAGAUUCUCGGAGGGAAAAGUCUUGUGGGAUGGGCAAGGCCACUAUUAAAAGAGAGGAACUACCCAGAUCUAAUCGACCCUCGGAUCUUGGACUGCCAUGAUGUGCAUCAACUCUUUUGGAUGGUUCGUGUGGCAGAAAAAUGUCUCAGCAAGGAUCCUCGCAAGAGAUUACCUAUGGACAAGGUGGUACAUGCCUUAAAUCAUAUAAUAGAAAGAGACACAGCAUGUGGAAUCGGAGGGUACUCACCAGCACAAUCAAAUUCCAUAACUAGCACUCCAGAUUCAUAUAAUUCACAAGAUGAUGAUUCCAGUUUUACUGUCGAAACUGGAUCAAAAAGUAGCAUGAGUCAGACGAUUGUAAGGCCGCCACCAUCAUCUCCAUUAAGAUUUUCACCCUCCCCUCCAAUGCUAUGCAGUAGCCAUUUCUAUAAAAGGAUCAGUGACAUCCAGGAUUCAUGAAUGAUCAACUUCAGGCAGUGGACUAGAAGGCCAAAGGUGGAUGGAAAUUCACAGGAUAAGGUGCAGUGCUUCAUGGCGAGAUUGUCAUUUAGAUAUGAUGCCCCCUUAACUUCAUAUGAUGAUUAACGCAGGUUAAUUAUCUUGUUCUUAUUCCUAGACUUUGGAAUAUUUCAUGGUAGCUAAAGUUUUAAGCUCUAUAAUUAUGCUUCGUAAAAACUAGCUUCAAUAAUUCAUUGCCCCAUUAAGAAUUUUUCAAUGGAGAUCAAAUCACCAAACAGGGCAACGGAGGUGCUUCAUUACAGCUUCAUCCCCAACAUGCGCAUUGGGAAGCUUGUGCACAUGAUACAAAAUCAAAUAUACUUGUAUGUGAUUAUAAGCAGACAAAAAUACCAAAAGUUACAAAAUACAAUACACCUGUUUAAAGACGUAAGCUAAUAAAAAAGAAAGAUAAAUUUACAUAAUAUAACAUAUUCAUCGGAAACUCAAAAGAGGCAGCCAUAUGUAAAGAGGAGUAGUGAGCACUCCAC
This is a messenger RNA of Hevea brasiliensis (rubber tree), 3587 nucleotides long. Its product is annotated as inactive protein kinase SELMODRAFT_444075. Gene Ontology annotation, biological process: protein phosphorylation. The transcript has 9 exons. Gene Ontology annotation, molecular function: protein kinase activity; ATP binding. The coding region runs from base 940 to 3060 and encodes 706 amino acids. The record is from RefSeq and is a predicted model, not a curated record. NCBI's taxonomy places the organism in Eukaryota, Viridiplantae, Streptophyta, Magnoliopsida, Malpighiales, Euphorbiaceae.